Messenger RNA from Asparagus officinalis (garden asparagus), 2446 nucleotides. Its product is annotated as transcription factor IIIB 60 kDa subunit. Lineage: Eukaryota; Viridiplantae; Streptophyta; Magnoliopsida; Asparagales; Asparagaceae. Gene Ontology annotation, biological process: transcription preinitiation complex assembly; DNA-templated transcription initiation; transcription by RNA polymerase III. The transcript has 19 exons. Gene Ontology annotation, cellular component: transcription factor TFIIIB complex; nucleus; transcription preinitiation complex. The coding region runs from base 399 to 2060 and encodes 553 amino acids. The record is from RefSeq and is a predicted model, not a curated record. Gene Ontology annotation, molecular function: RNA polymerase III general transcription initiation factor activity; RNA polymerase III type 3 promoter sequence-specific DNA binding; TBP-class protein binding.
CUAUUCGCGAGCCUAAAAACCCCCCACCCCUCUGAAACCGGGCCCCAUCAUCUCGCCUCCUCCUCCUCCUCUUCCUCUCUCUCCCCGCUAUCGCUCGUCCAAUCACACGAGAGAAGGAGAGAGGGAGAGAUCAAGCAAUUCUUAUUAGACAGAGAAAACGCCCGAAUAUUUGCUCCUCUUUAAAACCCUAAAAAACCCUUUUUUGCACCAAUUUCCCCCUAAAUCGAUUGCGGGCAGACCCAAACCCUAAACUCUACGGCGAUACACGAUGGGCCUCUGCAGUCAUUGUGAUGAGGAUUUUCCUACGGUCCGCGACCCCGACGGUUACAUUUGCUGUACUCAGUGUGGAAGGGUCAUCGAUCAGGAGAUGUACACUGAUGAGCCCACUUUCAUAAAAGAUGGAAACGGCCAGCAUUUUCCCCCCAUCACAGUCGAGGUUCGCAGGGAGCAGGAUGAGAAGUUUUGAUAAUGCUUACAGUAUUUCUCGUGAGAGAACAUUACAGAGAGGGAGACAGGAGAUUGAGAACAUUGUGAGCGUGCUGCAGAUUAGCGGUGGAGGUGGCACAGUUGGUGAAGCUCUGCGAUUCUAUGAAAUUGCAGUGGAUAGGAAUUUCACUAAAGGUCGGAGGACAUCUCAAGUUGCAGCUGCGUGCCUCUACAUUCAUUGCCGGGAUAAGAAGAAGCCAUAUCUUCUCAUCGACUUCUCUGUACACUUAAUGAUAAGCGUUUAUGUGCUAGGUGCUGUUUUUUUGCAGCUCUGUGAAACACUUAGGCUUGCAGAUCAUCCAAUUGUUCAAGGAAUUGUAGAUCCCAGUCUUUUCAUUCAUCGCUUUGUGGAUAGUUUAGUGUGCCAAGGAAGUAAGAAAGAUGUUGUUCGAACUGCACUGCAAAUUGUAGCUAGCAUGAAGCGAGACUGGAUACAGACAGGGAGAAAACCUAGUGGCUUAUGUGGCGCAGCAAUAUACAUAUCUGCUCUUUCUCAUGGUCUCAAUUGCACCAAAUCAGAUGUUGUAACUGUUGUACGUGUCUGCGAAGCAACAUUGACAAAACGAUUGAUUGAGUUUGAAAAUACAGAGUCUGGUGGCUUGACUAUUGAAGAGUUUGAAAGGAGAGCAUGCGAAUUUAAUGAGGAGUCUGUACAAAGCCAAUUGCCUAGACCUGGACAGGUUCUGUGUAAACAUAAGGAUGAAGGGGUGCCUCAUUUUGCUCAUGGACUCUGCAAAAAAUGUUUUGAAGAAUUCAACGAAAUAUCAGGAGGACUAGAGGGAGGUGCUGAGCCUCCAGCUUUUCAGCGUGCUGAAAGAGAGAGAAUGAAAAGAGCAAAAGAACAGGAAAAGAUGAGAGGAUCAACUGUUGAGGAGAUGGAAUCUGGAGUUUCCAAAUUUGUUUCGGAUUCAACAAGAUAUGAAUCACUGGGUUCUUGCGAACAUGAAAAUACCGGAGAUCAGGCUGUAGAUAUAUCUGCAUGGAAUGAACCAGAGGAAUUAACUGAUCAUGAUCCGGAGAGCCUAUCUGAUAUUGAUGAUGUUGAGGUUAAUGGAUAUCUUCACAAUGAGGAGGAGAAGCGUUUGAAAACAAUAAUAUGGGAAGAAAUGAAUAAAGAGUAUCUUGAGGAACAAGCAGCCAAGGAAGCCGCUGAGGAGUAUCGGAAAGCCCAUCUUGGAAAUUUAUCUGAAGCUAAUCCUAUAAAAAAGAAAAGGAAGCAAAGGCCUGCUGGAGAAGAAAAGAAAACUCCUGCUGACAGUGCUUUGAAAGCAACUAAACAGAUGUUAGAGAGUAAGACAUUCAGUUCAAGAGUAAACUAUGAAGCAUUGGAGAGCUUAUACACUAUGGAUGGAGAGAAGGAGAAGAAAAUAGAGAGCAAGUUUGAAACUGGUAAUGCCAAUGGUGAAACUGAUGCCUUUUCUGAGUAUGCCGAUAUAUCUGAUGUGGAUGAUGGAAAUGAGACUGGAAAUUUUGAAGAUGGAGGUUAUGAACAAGUCAGUUAUGUUCCUGAAUAUGAUCAUUUUGGUGAAGAAGAUGGAAGCUAUGGGUAUGAUUUGGAUUUUGUGGAAGUAUGAUCUCUUUCUUCGUCAAGCCAUUUCAAGGUUGCCUCCUUAUGAUCUAUUUGUUUGCAGUUAUCUAUAGAUUUGAAUUGGCACUUCCCCGUUGUAACUUAAGUCUCUUUAUCAAUGAAGCCAGACAUUGAUAAAGGAUACAAGAGUACCUGAUUUAUUAUUUGAGCUCGUAUGUACACUGCUCUUUUUCUUGUUUCUUGCCCUCUGGGUCUAGUUGGAAAAUUUUGAUCCAACAUCGUCAUAAUGUUAUUGUCUCAGUUUUUGUAAUUCAUUUUCCUUAAUAAUUAUGUGAUUUUAGCGCUAGUAGAAACAAGGGGAGACUACCUUGUAAAUUCAAAAUUUAGAUCUUAUUGUUUUAAAUAACAAAUAUCUGGAUUUUAUAGAGCAAA